Molecule: messenger RNA, 5659 nt
Organism: Adelges cooleyi (spruce gall adelgid)
Lineage: Eukaryota; Metazoa; Arthropoda; Insecta; Hemiptera; Adelgidae
Exons: 12
Coding region: 136-4743 (1535 amino acids)
Biological process (GO): protein dephosphorylation; negative regulation of protein kinase activity
Molecular function (GO): protein serine/threonine phosphatase activity
Source: RefSeq, a predicted model, not a curated record
CAAAAAUUAUGAUUUAUGUACCAGGUAUAAGAAAAAUAAAAUAGUUUCUUUUGGACAACUUUCAUUUCUCGUUCUCAUCUUUAAUAUUAAUCCAGUAAUGUUACCUUAAUACUUUAAGUACAAAGAUAUUGAACUAUGGAUAACAACUGGAAAGUAUUUUUCGAAGAAUUUGCCGAUACGGUGAGAAGUGAGCAGCUGCCGGUCAAAUUACCGAGGUUCGAUUUGGAUUUGGGCGAAUUAGCUGGAGCUGCAGCUGACUGGUGUCACCAAUAUUUAAAAGACAGGAAAUGCCCAACAGAUCUUAUUGUAUGCUUGACGCAAAAAGUCAUUAAUGAAUUAAGAGUUCCAUGGACUGUUGAACCACAAUCUUUUGGUUAUCGCCCUGAAAAAAAAGAUUAUCAAUCCUUAUGGUUAAUGCAACAAGUAAUUGGGAAAUUAAAUGAAAUUUGUUUAAACUACAACCCAACUCUAUUAGAGUUGUACCAUCCUUCAAAAUCUUCAGUAUGGUGGUCAUCAUUCAUUUUGAAAAAUGCCAGACGCAGCAUGGAAGAUUAUAUAACAGUUGUACCAUUCCUGCAUACACUCUUUGAUAUUAAGGGUUAUGCCGAAGCUUCGUUUUAUGCAGUGUACGAUGGUCACAAUGGACAUGAUGCUGCAGUUUAUAGUUCCAUGUAUUUGCACCAGUUUCUCGUGCAGUCAUCUUAUUAUCCAACUAAUCCUGAAAAUGCAUUUUAUGAUGCAUUUUUUACCACAGACAAAAUGUUUACACAAAAAACUGAAAAAUACAAUUUAGUGAGUGGUACUACAGCAGUAUGCGUUUUGUACAGGCCACAAGAAAAAAAAAUCUAUGUAGCUUGGGUGGGUGAUUCAUUAGCUACUCUUUGGAAAAAUGGAACUCCGUUAUCAUUAGUAAACAAACACGUUCCACAAAGAAAUGACGAAAAUCAAAGAAUAAGGGAUGAGGGUGGAAUAAUUACAAAUUAUCAAGGUAUUUAUCGUGUUGAUGGUCAGCUAUCAGUGUCCAGGGCUAUUGGCGACGUCCGGUACAAGCCUCAUAUCUCUGCUAAACCGGAAAUGAGAGCUAUAGUUUUAGAUGGAAACGAGGAGUUUUUGGUGUUAGGCAGCGAUGGGCUCUGGGACCACGUGGACACAGAAGACGUUGCCGAUACUAUCUAUGACGAGCUGCUAGAGGCCGAAGGCGAUCCGUCCGAAGUUUGCAGUAAGCUAGCGUUCAAGGCCAAGGCUCAAGGAUCCAAAGACAACAUAUCAGUGAUCACUGUAUUUCUACAGGAUCCUAAACAGUUAGCGGCCCGGAGAAAGGCCCACAUCAUGGAAACGGCGAUGGAACAGAGAAAUUCUUUAAGUUCGUCCUACGGACAGGACACCUCUGGCUUUGGCCCGGAAACCGAUGUGGACACUCCCGACGAACCAAUCAUCGGCUUAAGCAAACCCAAAGUAGUUCCGACAGACGAGGGUGAAGUCAACGAGAGCAGCGAAGAUUCGGAAGACGGUGGUGGAUGGAAUUACACCAACGGAAACCAGAGAUACUCGGAAAACGACCACAGCGCCGAGGCCGAAGACAUGGACCGUAGGCUCAACCCUGACGCCCCCGAGUUCGUGCCAGUCUCUUCGCCUCCCCGAGCCGACAACUACGUGAACCGUUUCUUGGGAACCAACGAAGAGUUCAUAUCGUCUUCGCCUCAGAAGUUCAGAGAGACCAUCGACAACGAGGAAGUGCCGGACGAGGACGACUUCGCCAGUUACGUGAAAGCCGCCGACUUGUCCAAACUCAACAACGCUUAUGAGUCAAAAGGCGAGUUCAACACAAUAAAUGGUAUUAAACCGUUGAACGAAGAACCGGCCGACGAGCUGCACGAGCAAGUUAAAAGAGACGUCGCCCCGUCAGACUUGAUGUUCGAAAAUGACCAAGAGCCGGCCGUCCGGAACGGCGACGAUUUCGACGAAUACAGGAGAAUCCCGUUCGACCAGUCGACCGAUGGUCCCGUGGACAUGAACAGAGCGAGAAACUUGUUCGACGACGUCAAAACAGACAACGUCGAACCGUCGUCGGUGGACGCCGACCCUUACAUGUCAUUGAUGGAAACUGUGGUGCCGACCAAAAAAGACGAAUUCAAUCCGUUUGCUGCCGACAAGAUCCAAGAGGAACUCAACGCUUCGUUCUCGGAGAACGGGUCGAUUUCGAUAGACUCCAAAGUAAACGGCGGCUAUGACGAUGGCGCCGGCGCCGACGAAACCGAGGUCAAUAGUAGGGCCGGUGACGAUUCGGUGAGCACGGCCAAUGCCACGGUGGGCUCGGUGAUCCCGCAGUUCGACGAGGAAGACGUGACGACCACGGAGUUCUUCGACGGCAACCGGACCAUGAGUGCCGGCGCGUACGAGGAUAGUAAGCUGGACGACAGCGCUAGCACUACCGAUGCAGUGGUGGGUUCGGAGCCGUGCACUCCAAUGCGGAUGGUCAACCAGUCGACGUUCGAAUCGGACAACGACGACGUAGAGGACCAAUACGUGGCCGGUCAGAGGUCGGAAGGCGACGACAAGGAGAACGACGACCCGUUUUCCUUCGACCAAACGGCCGUGGAAGAUCCCGAGGGAAUCGUGCCGAUCGCUGCGCCCGCGGUUGAAAAUCCCGAGGUCGUGGAACCGGCAGGAGAGUCGAUCGGACAGUCUAUCACCGGAGAACCUGUGCCCGUUGUAGAACCGGAGUUCAUCAAACAAGAGGCCAAAGCAGUGCACUCGGUAUACGAACAACAGUAUUUGCCCGAAUCCGAUUUUACUACUAGCACGCACGAAGCGUUGAUGAAUACCACUGCUGGACAAGAUAACGACGUAGACAACGGAGUGUCCAGCACCGUGCCAGAAGUGGAUUUGGUGCCGCACCACGCGGCCUACUCAGAACAGGAACCGGAAACCGAAGACAGCGACGUGGACGAAGUCAAGUGUCACGCCGAGGGUCUGGAUCAGUUCCGAUACGACACCGAUCCCGUAGCCGAAAACCGAGACAAUGACUUUGAACUUAAACAAGACAAUUUAAGCGAUUUCCAAAAACAUCAACAUCACGACGAUUUUGCGCAACAGGGUCAUGACGUUUUUGGGGUGUCUGAAAAUCACCUCAACAGCAUAGAACAGCGUGGUGAUGUAUUCGAGCAAAAGCAGAUCGAACAGAGUGAGGCUACUCACGAGGACAACGGCUACGAAGGGGACCGUCCGGAAGAAAUCGCACACCAAGAAGAUCAUUGUGAAGUGGUAGACAGCGACGAGGAAAUGCACUCUUCCAUGAUUAUCCAUUCCGAUGUGGAAAGCAACCCGCCUCAACCGUACUGUUCGACCACUAACACUUUAACGGCCGAUCCAGAUAUGAUGUCCAGGAGCAUGACGUUCGAGGAAAACUUCCAAAACAGAAACAUGAGUGACUCGUUGUACGUUAUGGAAACGAGUUCAGAUUAUUUCGGCGAUCUGAAAGAGACCAAUGAAUGUCCAGAACAGGCAGUCAAAGAGUCUAAGGCCGUUAAUGAAUUUAAGUUCAAUGAAGAACUGAAUGUUAUUGAUGAACCUCAUUUCAACAAACAACCCAAUAUUGUUGAUGAACCUCAGUUCAACGAAGAACCUAAUGUUGUUGACGAAUUUAAGUUCAACGAAGAACCCGAGGUUGUUGACGAUUUCAAAUUCAGUGAAGAACCCAAAAUGGUUGAAAAACCUACUGUUGUCAAAGAGCAAGUUAUGAAUGAGGUCGCGGUAGAAAAACCAGCUGAAGAAAUCGUCAUAGAGCCAAAACCAGAGGUGAUAGAUGAACAACCCAUGGUGGAAGCAACACCCACUCAAUUGGCUGUGGCAUUGGAAGAACCAAAAGUUGUUGUACCCCAAGAAGACAGUAACAAAGUCUCUGAAAUUGUUGUUGCUGCUGCUGCUGGUGUUGCGGUAGCAGCCGCAGCCGCUGGAGCGGUCGCCUUAGCAUCUAAAAAGUCAACAACUCCCAAGAAACCAGAGGCCACCACUACCAAAGCUAAGACGACCACUAUGAAAGCUGCACCAAAACCUUUGGCUUCAAAACCAACUGCUCCUGCAGCCAUAAAAAGAACUAGUGUGUCCACAACAGCAGCCAAACCGAAAUCGGCCACCACUUCAACAACUUCUAGGUCAGCAUCUGCCACUUCUCGACCGAACACUGGUCUUAAGACCACUUCUGCGACACUGAAACCUACGACAAUUACAAAAACGUCUAGCAAACCAGUGGCACCCAAGACUACGGUUGCUGCACCCAGGCCAGCCUCCGCCCAAAAAACUCCAACAACUCCAAGGACUUCGACGACACUGAAAACAUCAACAACUCCGAAAGCUACAACAAGUCCAAGAACUGGUGUAAAUGUUACAAGAACUCCACCUACGUUAAAACCGACCACAUCCACGACCACGCCCAGAACGUCUUUGGCCAGUAAACCGUCGCUAACAAACGGUACAUCAAGACCACCAAGUCGUCCGAUUUCUGCGGCUGCAAAGAAACCGUUGACUAAUGGCACGGCAAAACUAACCAACGGGGAUGUGUCCAAACCGGCUCCUGGUAAAGGUCGUGUUAAUUUAGCCACUAGAACUAGCCUAGCACCACCCAAGUUGCCUGCAAAAGCAAAACCCGCACCUAAACCCACUGUUGCACCGCCUGCGAUGCCAGGGCCAAUCAGAAGACCCAUAGCUUCCGCCACAAAAAAGACUGAGACGGCCACUUCCUAAAUUUUGAUUAUUUUAUCACACUUCUACUACAUUUAAAAAUUAUAUAACAUUUUGGUUAUUUUAUAAAAUGAUUUAUUUAUUUUAUUUUAUUUUUUUAUUGUGUUUUAAUUUUGUGAUUUUUUUUUUUUGCUCUGCUAAAAAUUUGUAUUUUUCUAAUUUUUUAAAAGCAGUUUAAAAAAAAACCGCUAUUUAGCAACAUGAUAUGUUUGAUAAUAAAAAAAUAUAUGUUUUAUGGUUUUUAUGUUUAAGUGACAUUUAUAGUACUUGUUUAAAAUGAGAGAAACUUGCAAACAUUUUUAUGUGUAAGUUUUAAAUGUAUUAUUAUUAUUAUUUUUUUUUUUUUUUUUAUUGAUAAAUAUUAUUUGUUUUAAAGCUAUUAUUUUUUACAUAUUAUUAUGUAGUACCGAAAAACGAACACCAUUGUUCUCUUAAAUGAGCAAAAACAUAAACUGAGCUUUAACUGUAUAUUUUUUUUUUCUAGGUGCUAUACAUAUUUCAACAUUUUAUUUUAUGUCUAAAUUUUAAAUUUUUACAUCUAACUCAAUGUAAUUUUUAUUGGAUCGUUAACUUUAUUUUAAACGCCUAACUUAUUUUUUAAUAUUUUUUUCCAGUAUGUAUACAAUUAUUUACACGUAUUAUUUAUUAUUUUUGGCCUAGAUAACAUUAUAAUUAUUAUGCUCCUACGCUUAGCUACUUCUUAUUUUUAUCAAAUAAAGGUGUUAUGUUAGAAAAAAUAAACAUUGAAUUAUAUAGGCUACAGUUGAUAGUAUUUGUAUUAUUAUUUUUAUUGUUGCAUGUUAUUAUUAUCCUCGAUUAAUUUAACAUAAUAUUUUAUACCGUACUUGUAAUAGUAAAUGCAUGGGAAACAAUGUAUGAAUCUUAAAACAAUAUUAAACAAUAAUUGUAUUUGGUAUAA